UGGUAGAACAAGCAGGUAUUUUUUUGAUGGGAAGAGUUGCUCUCCAAAGAAAUGCUCACAACAUUAGAUAUUUAAAGAGGAAGGACAUGAUCUGUGCUUCGUCGAUAGGAAACUGCAGCAGCUCACAGAAAUCCUAGAUGCAGACAACAUUAGCAAAUGCGCAACUUGUGCGUAUAGCUGCAUUUCAGAAGCGUAUGAAUAUACAGACCAUCUAGCAAUAAAUGUAACUUAAGGAGCAGAAGGCCUGUUUGCUACUAGAAAAAACUAUGUUUUUUCUACAUUUUGAUCGAGUUAUUCUGAUGCGUUGCUUGACUAUUAAGGACAUGGUGGUAGAGAUCGAUUUCAUUGCUAAUUAUGCAGCUCGCAAAGGACAUUUACACUGUUUCAUCAUGAGGCCUCAGAGCUUCCCCCUUCCUUUCUAAGUAAGGGAUACAAGAAAGAAUCAGCUCUGUAUGUGGGUUUAACUUAAUCAAAUCUUAAAGUGAUUAUGGAAUGAUACUGGCAUAAACAUGUUUAAAAUUGGAGUUAUGUUCUGCAUUCUUUGAAUUUCAAAAUCCCAGAUUUGAUGGUUGAAUUUUUUUUUUUUCGGCCUUAUGUUGUUUUGGGGUUAGGGUGUUUCUGUUUAUUUGGUAUUUUGUUUAAUGUGUUUCUCUAGAUUGUCCAAGUUUGUGUGAAAGUAUUAAUUUUAAAUGUCGUUGGGUUGUUUUCUUUUGGCAGUGGGACCAAACUCUUACGAUAUAUUCAUAUUGCAUGGUUUUUCCCUAAAUUUCCAUUGGCUCAAGAAAGAGACCUUAAAGCCCUUAUUGAAACAGCUAGCAGAGUGAGAGCAGUAAUUUAGAUUAACAUGUUCAAAGGCUCACCAACGGGAUGCACAGAGACACGGUGGGGGCAGGUGGGACUCCCAUAGUCUCAUCAGAGGAAGCAGCCCCUGGUUCUGUCACUGAGGAGCCACCAGCCCCAUUGCCCAGGUGUGACAUGCAGGAAGAGAAGUCACCAGGAAGGCUGUCUGGUACAGCUCACAAGAUCGAGGGUGCUAACUGCCUAGAAAAUAUGGGGCAUAUGGGAUGCAGGGGAAAAGCAUCUUGUGACUGUACAAAAUUUAUGGGGUGCUCGGGGGAGGGGGGACUAAAGGAAGGUGUUUCAGGAGGAACAAGUAUGGGAAAAUAAAAGGAUUAGAUAAAGGGCCUGGUCAGUUAGAAGCAAGUGGCUGGUCAGUAUGUUUGACUGUGUUCUGGGCCAGAUUGCCACAGCCUGUCCUCUUUUCUCAUUAAGGUGCCUUUCUAACCAUUUUGCUAUGCGAGAGGACUCUGCCGUAUUCUCAGGUGCAUACUGAGCUCUAAGUGCCAGCAACUGGAGAUGCACAGUAAGUUGUAGGGACCUCUGUGUCCGGUGUGCCAGCAGCUGGAGGGACUGGAGUGAGUGAGGGCCUAAAUGCCCAGCAGCUGGAGUGGGAACUGUAAGCCACAGAGGCUUGUGUGCCUGCAGUGCCCGUAACUGGGGAGACUGGAGUGCGUGAGUAUGGUCUUGCCAAGAAUGCCAGUGUGUGGUUGCUAGUAAGUAGGAUUAAGAGGUUUGGGAGCCAUGUUUUGAGGCAGCUGUAAGUGUGGGACAGGUACUAGUGAGAUCAGAGAGUCAUCAGUUUACCAGCAGAGUGAGGCUCUGGGGAGUCUGAGGAUUCAGGGUUGGUUCCUGAAUAGGUUGAAGGUCUGAGACCCAUUACAGAGGCAUCCACAUAGUGUGUAUGUUUAUAUUCCCCACUAGCAGACCUUUGUCUGGGUCAGCUGUGGGGAGGAGCAGCGUAAGGCCAGGCCAUGUUUGUGUCUGCAUGAGCACUUGUUUGUAUCUGUGCUGAUCUGUAUGGUCAGCCAUGUGUAUAUGCAUCUUUGUAUUCACAGCUAUGGGAAUUCAUCCUCAGCCUGGCUGGAUCUGGGCACAUGGAGUUGCAGCAGCCUUGUCGUCAGUGGGCUGCCAGGUUCAGCAACCCCCAACACAAAAAUUAGUUUUUGUGUAAGCUUGAAGUUGUAGAAAUUGUUGACUCAUGAAACUUAAAUUUAGAACGAAAUCUCCAAUGACUGUUACGUUGCGAUAGAAUUUGAAAACAUUUAUUGGUUUGAUUGAUGUGUAUAGGGCUACCUACAUGAAUAUCUAAAUACCUGUAUUUGUUUAAGCUUCCAUGAUAGAGCAGUGGAGCAUAAAUUAAACUCAAACCUAGCCUUUUAUUAUAGGUGGUUUUUUUUAAAUAGUGCUUUUUCUAACUCCAGAAGCAAAAAUAGAAAUGUGAAUAAAAGUGGGGAUGUUUCAGUAACCUGGUAGGUUUUGCACUUACCUUUUCUUCUCUGAAUGUCAUAGAAUUGUAGCAUCACAAAAUGAUUUGAGUUGGAAGGGACUUUUAAAGAUCGUCCAACCCGCUGCCGUGAGCAAGGACACCUUUCAUUAGAUCAGGUUGCUCAAAACCUCAUCCAACCUGACCUUAAAUAUUUUGCGUGUCUUCCCCCUGAAUAAAUCUGUGUGUAGAAAAGAAUAUCAGCAAGGAGUGGGGAUAUUUAUCAUCUGACAACUGACCUUCCUUUUAGGUGUUUUCUGGUUCUACUGUAAUGCUGCAGUGUUCAGUUGUUUUUGCUGUCAAGUUAAAAGACUCAGUUUAUGUGAAAUAUCAAGAUAUCAUAAAAAAAUGAAAAUUUCUGUCCUGUUUACUGUUGGAGUUUACAAACAUAUGGAUAUACACCCACACAUGUUUAUAGUGACCCACUGUUGGUAUAAAAUUGAUAGAAUGAUAAGGAGAUUAUUUUAAAUUGAAAACUGUAACUAGAGGCAUUUUAUAUCAACUAUGAAGUACAGCUACCUACCUGCCCUGAGAAAUCCUCUUUGUGUCUGAAGUACUGCCAAAUCAGUUUCUGAUUUCCAGUGUGAUGAAUGCACUUUUUAAAUUUUUCAGCAUUUCCAGCACAUUUAAUUUUUUUUCUGUAGAAUUCAGUUGUAUAUAAUUUCAUAGUUAAUGAGCAGCAAUUAUUUUCAAGUUACUUUCGUUUUUUUCUCUCCAAGCAAGACUAAUUUUAACAGCUGUUGGAGCAGAUAACUGAAACUGUAUUGCAGAGAGACACCUAAUAUUGAAAAGUAGAACAGUAGAAAGGAGACCUUUUCUUCUAGAAGGUGGUGUAGCUACACUGUGGGCAUGCUUGGCUUUAUAUAUUUCCCCACUUUGAAUAUACCAAAGGAAGGCAUUGUUUUAUUGUGGCCAUCUCCCUAUGAGUAUUGCAAAUUUUGAGGGAACUUUGUGGUGAUAGAUUGGGAAAGCAAAAACAAAAAGAUAAUCUUAGUACAGCAGAUCCUUUGCGUUUUCAUAGGCUGCUUGUAUGCAUGGGCUUUUUGAGAAAGGCUUUGGGGUUUUGCCUUUUUUUUUUUUUUUUUUUUUUUGGCACCUCAUCAAAAUACUCAUGUUUUCUUCUCAGUUUAGUGGCCUAAAUGACAAUAGAAAUAAACCUGGAAACCAAGUAAUUUUUUCAAGGCCUGGAUCACAAAUGAUUAUACAGGCACUUUUGUACUUUGUGGUAUGAUGUCUAAAGGCAAUCAUUUGUUUCCACCAAGAUGUAGUACUGAAUUGAGGGAAGACAAUGUGCAAUUUAAAAAUUAUAUAAUGAGCUUAUUCAUAUUAAAGAAUGACAGCUCCUUAUCAACCACAGUUAUAAUCGUUUUAUACACCCUGUACAUUUCUUGAUUUUUAUUUUGUGCUUCAAGUUGUGUUUUCAAUUUUCUUUCCUUUUUCUAGCAGUGUGGAAAGAAAAGCAUUACCACGUGUGAGAGCUGCUUCACUCUCAAAUGAUCUUGAUCUGCAUGCGUUCAGUAAAUCUGAUGGAUUUCUAGAAGUGCCAACGUAACAACGUGCACACGUGCAUUCUGUCCUUUGCUUUCCCUUCAGGAGGGCAGAAGGACAGACAGAAGGCUGGAAUUUGGAUGUCUCACCUUCAGGAGAUGGCCUCCUCUAAGUCUUUGAUGAACCUUCUCACCUUCAUUUUUGGCUCAGCAAUAGGAUUUUUCGUCUGCUAUCUUCUGUUCAGCAUUAUACUAGAAGAACAAGUUAAGACCCAGCCUCAUGUUCUUUACAAUGAUCCACAUGGUCAGCACUCAGCAGAUACUGACAACAAUCAGCUGCAAGGACAAAUGAAUUUCAAUGCAGAUGCUGGACAGCAUAAAGAUGAGGAUAAAAAUGUUGCAGAAGGACUGUAUCACAAGGUGAAAAUACUGUGUUGGGUCAUGACUGGACCUCAAAAUCUAGAAAAGAAAGCCAAGCAUGUUAAGGCCACUUGGGCCCAGCGCUGUAAUAAAGUACUUUUUAUGAGCUCUGAAGAAAAUAAAGACUUCCCAACUGUGGGCCUAGAAACCAAAGAAGGCAGGGACCAACUGUACUGGAAGACUAUUAAAGCUUUUCAAUAUGUAUAUGAUCAUUAUUUUGAUGAUGCUGAUUGGUUUAUGAAAGCAGAUGAUGAUACAUAUGUUAUAUUGGACAAUUUGAGAUGGCUCCUUUCAAAAUACAGUCCUGAACAACCAAUAUACUUUGGAAGAAGGUUUAAGCCUUAUGUGAAACAGGGCUACAUGAGUGGAGGAGCAGGGUAUGUUCUGAGCAAAGAAGCUCUGAAGAGAUUUGUUGCUGCAUUUAAAACAAACAAAUGCUCUCACAGUUCCUCUAUUGAAGAUCUGGCACUAGGAAAAUGCAUGGAGAUCAUCAAUGUGGAAGCAGGAGAUUCUAGGGAUACAAGUGGUAGAGAAACCUUUCAUCCCUUUGUUCCAGAACAUCACUUAAUCAGAGGAUACCUACCAAAAACAUUCUGGUACUGGAAUUACAAUUACUAUCCUGCUGUAGAGGGUCCUGGAUGCUGCUCUGAUCUAGCAGUUUCAUUCCACUAUGUUGACUCUGUGACUAUGUAUCAUUUGGAAUAUUUGAUUUAUCAUCUUCGUCCGUAUGGGUAUUUGUAUAGGUACAAUCCUGAUUCGUCGAAGAAUCCAGAAGAGCAGAGCAAAAAUGAAGCACUGGAGGAUAAUCAAAAGCUAAAGCAAAAAAUUUCUGAGGGCUAAUUGGACUUUGAAAAAACCAAAAAGAAGCCAGUAUAAUGAGUAAGAGGCUCCUCAAACUUGUGCAUGAAGCUUGUGGGCUGAAAUUACUCCUGGCGAUUCUUCUUUCAAAAAUCAAGUUGGCAGCACUUGUCACCCUGUGUACAACAGAGUGUGGUGCUGGCUCUGACUGUUUUGGAUAGUGUGACCUCGCAGCCCUGCUCACUAAGAUUUGGGGCCCUAAAGCUGUGCAAUUGGAGGUUGCUCUGGUAUAAUAACAUGUGGAAGAAUUUGUAUAAAAACCACAGUGGACAGGUUCUCAGAUGAUCGUACCGUAUUUCUGUUCCUUUUUCUGUUCUUCUCUAUUUCCUUUCUAUUAAGUCAGUUCUAAUAUUAGAAAUUGGAUGCUGCCCAGUCAAACACUUCAUGAUGGCUUUCUUAAGUAUUCUCAACAUCUUGAAGUUACCUUGUGUACCUUGCCCUAAAAGUAAGGCAGAGACACGGAAUUAGAGUCUCCAGUCUGCUUUGCCUUAACAACAGAGUGGCAGAUUUUUACCCACAAGAUUAAUCUGAAUUGUUUCAGAAACAGAAUUCACUGCUAUGAAUUACUUAUAAAGUUUUGAAUUGUGUUGUGCAAAACAAUAUGAAGUUUUUGGGGACAAAUACUCUUUUGGAGAGAAGUCCAGAAACGGUUACUGUUAUUUAAAUUGCUGAGGUGAUGCAAGCUGCUUACAUAUUUGCCUGUGGCUUUUUUUAUUUUCCUUUUAUUAACUUAUCCUUUUGGUUGAAUGGAUAUAAAAAUUCAUCUUAGCAUUUCUUAGCAUAAGGUUGAUGCUUUUGAAAAUAGAAGUCUGUGUUCCAUCCCACCUGCCACAUAAACCAGGAAGAACAGCAUCUUAGUGAAGUUGCAUUGUAACAACUUGAUUUCAGCCACUAUUAUAGUUAGUUUGUUUCCAUUUUAAUUUUCACUAGAGGUUAAAAUUUUCAGAUACAGAAAUGUCCUAUUUUAAAACUGCAUCAAAGCCAGUUUAUUUGGUUGAAGUAUUCAAUUUCACUUUUCUGAACAGUUUUUUCUUCCACUUCAAAAUUUUUUUUUAUCUGCGUCUUGUUACCUUUUUCACUACAAAGUGUUAAAUGAUCCUUUUUUCACUGUUUUUGAAGCAGAAGUACAUAGUUACUCAGGUAAACAAGCCUGAAUGCAGGGAUCUUUCAAAGUGCAUUAACCUUCUCCACUACUUCAUAAGUAUCUCUGCCUUUUAACUGGAAACACUUUCUUGGUGUGGGACAAAAUAGGUGUUUUAAUUACUGUUUUUUUUUCAGAGGCCAAAUAUAUGUUUUAUAGAAUUAAUAUAAAACUUUCUGGUUUUCUCCUUUUCAAAUUGAGCAAAUAGCAGUAUGGGGAAUGGGAUUAAGCAUGACAUGUAGUGUGUUUUUAUUUCACACUUGAACAAAAGCUUCAUCUUUUUGUUACUUUUCACCUUCAUCAUAUUGAUGAAUCUGGACAUAACCUAAUUACCUCCAGUCAUUACUUUGAAAAGGGCACAUAGUGGUAGCAGACAGCCUUAUUUACUACUGCUGGUCCUUCAGGAUGUUCCUGGAAGAUGAUGUUACCAUAAAGUACUGGAAUUUUUUUUUUCCAAAGAUAGUUCUAGUACAGAUUGGAGUUCUUUCUGUUGUCCAGCAGUAGAGUCAUUACUUUUCUUUUUGACCAUUGCUCUGCAGCACGAUGGUAAUUACUGAAACAGCUCAUGGUGUUGAAAUGCUGCACACACCUUCUCCGCCUGAAUGUAGGCUGAGUUCAUCUAUCAAGUAUUGGUUCAAUAGUUCCUGCAGGGUUAAAUCUGUUGGUCUUUAUGAGCAGCAUUGCUUCUGAAGUACUGAUAGGGACACGAGCUUUAUUUUACAUUAAUUAACUUAAGUAGACUUAACUAUAAUUGCAUUGGUUGAGGAAAGGAAAAAGUCUCCAGUUUGCUGUAGUCAGAGGGAUGCUUGUCCAGAGAACUGUGGAUGUUAACAUGCUGAAAGGUGCUUCCUUCUGUGAGCUAAAUGUUUAUCCCACAUGCAGCACAAACCAAUCAUAUUGUGAAAUCCAUAUGGAAUUGAUAACUCCAGUGUCAUUGCUCAAACAAGAAGUUAAAAUAUUCAGGAAUACUUUUAAGAAGUUAUAAAAUGAAAUCGAGAUCCCAACCUAAUCUCUUUGUAAAUUCAGCCCAUGUAGAAGAUCUGCUGAACUGCUGUACAGUUCCUUUAUUUCUGCUUUCUUCUUCAGUUCGUCCAUAGGGAUUUGGAGAUUUUCUACCACAGCAGGCAGAACUAAUCCUGCAUAUUUUCUGCAGAUUUGUGUCGUAUGUUUGCCCUGUGCUGUCCUGUGAAGCAAAAUCAUUUCCUCUUCAUGUUCCUUACUAUUAUCUUGACUUUCCAGUCUCAUCCAGUGUAAGUCUCAGGUGGACAGAAGGAAGCAGGAUGUUUGAGCUUCACACAGGUUGUUUGCUGGGGUAACAAGGUAAACCAGCCACUGCUGAGCUCAGGAUGAAGCCUUUUCUCAGCAGCAGUUCUAGUUCUUAUUUGCUGCCCAGCUGGGACUUGUGGGUUUAGCAGAGCAGGCAGGAAUAACCCUUUCCACAAAAUGUGCAGGACCUCAGAGAGACUGGAAAAGUAAAGGAGCAAGUUCCCUUUCUGAAGGGAAUAAGGCUAAGGACAUACUACCUUGAGAUAAAUGGGUGGCCUGUCUGGAGGCAUGAGUAGCCUUUUCUUCAAAUGUACGUUCUUUGUUUUAAAGUGUCCUUUAAAUCCUCUGAAUUUAAAGUGUCUUUAAUUCCUCUGAAUCUGCUUCUUUUGCCUUUAUAACAACACUACAAAGAAUUUUUUUUCUUUCCAGACAAGCUAGGAAAGUAUCAGGUUUUACAUUCUGUGAUUAUAACAGAGACCUAUUGUUCUCUGCUGAAUUGCAUUCCCAUAUCCAUGAGCUGGUACCUCUGGAAUAAUUGGGUUCUAUCUCACUGCCUUCAGAAGCCUCAGUGGACAAGGUUGGAAUGUGAACAGUUAGUACAAUUUUCAUGUACAAUAUUACACCACUAUUAGUAGUCUGCUAUUUCACUCUCAGGUCUUUGUGCUUCGAGAAAGUAUUUAUUGAGUUUGAGAAUUUUUGCAGCCCAAGGAGACUGUAUUUCAGAUGCAGAGACUUUCUGAAGCACAGCAACACGGGCUUACUUAGGCUGUGCAGAUUAUUGCUCUGUGGUUUGGUCUGGUUUCUAAGACAGGUUUCUUAAUUUUGUAAAACCUAAAAGCUUUCAUUGGCACUGUAGUGAUUUAAAUGACCCAUCUAAAAAUUUUGGACUAUUUUCUUGAAAUUACUAGGCAGUGGAUGUGGGAAUGUCCCCUACUGUGACAGAGUAACAUUUCAACCUUGUAUUAAGUGGUUUCACUUCAGAAGGAUUGAGAAUGGCAAGAAGUUACUUUCUGAUCACAGAUCUUAAUCAGAGGAGAGUAUUAUUCUUUGUUUGCAGAAGAGAGAAUUGAUCUUUGUUUGCAGAAAAGACCGAUUUUAAUCUUCUUUCACUCCCAAUUCAUUUUUGCAGUCUGUAUUUGUGUUAUUUAAGAGAUCACACACUGGUGAUGUUUGCACCAUCUUUCAUUUUGUGGAAGCUCUUUUCACAGUGCUUUUGCCUUGAAGGACACUUUCUUUGUUUUGCUUUGGUGGGGGUGUAUAUUAAAAAUCACUUUUUCUUCACCUGUUGCCAUUUGUUCUGUUAUGCUUCCAGAAGUAUAAAUUUCAGUGAGUAGCUGAUAGACCUUAUAAACACUUUGUUUUUUGAGCAGGGUGUUUUGUCUUCAUAUGACAAAAUAGUGUGGGUUAUUUCUCUGCUGUACCUGGUACUGAUGCUGAUAGUGCAUGCACAGAUGAAAAUAGACCCCUCCAAUACAGGACCACUGGGAAAGGCAGUUUUGUCCUUCUUCUGUCAAGAAAUCUUCUGUGGAACUCCGAAAGUGUAAUUUGCUUUGUUUUACCAUAUUGUAUUUAAAAGAUUCCACAAAUGUUAUUAAUAGUCUAAAAGAAUUGAAUAUUGCUGCUGGACAGUGUGCUCCACUUAAAACCUGUGAAUGUUUCACUUUGCAAUUAUAGGUAGUUGUGUUCCUAAUGGCAGAUAAAAGUUGGUGAUUUGUCUGGAAUGGUCACCAUAAGGAUUUGUUUCUUAAAUACCUUCUUUGAAGUGCCUUUGACGAAUUUUUAGCAUCAAAAUUAGGUUGAGAAUUGAAUAAAUAAAAUAAGUUAUGUCAUA
Molecule: messenger RNA, 9326 nt
Organism: Corvus hawaiiensis (hawaiian crow)
Lineage: Eukaryota; Metazoa; Chordata; Aves; Passeriformes; Corvidae
Gene: C1GALT1
Product: core 1 synthase, glycoprotein-N-acetylgalactosamine 3-beta-galactosyltransferase 1
Exons: 4
Coding region: 3952-5070 (372 amino acids)
Cellular component (GO): membrane
Molecular function (GO): N-acetylgalactosaminide beta-1,3-galactosyltransferase activity
Source: RefSeq, a predicted model, not a curated record